Rhea pennata is the source of this 9702-nucleotide messenger RNA. RefSeq names its product vascular endothelial growth factor receptor kdr-like. Gene Ontology annotation, biological process: multicellular organism development; positive regulation of kinase activity; protein phosphorylation. Gene Ontology annotation, cellular component: signaling receptor complex; plasma membrane. The transcript has 30 exons. Lineage: Eukaryota; Metazoa; Chordata; Aves; Rheiformes; Rheidae. The coding region runs from base 434 to 4384 and encodes 1316 amino acids. Gene Ontology annotation, molecular function: ATP binding; growth factor binding; vascular endothelial growth factor receptor activity. The record is from RefSeq and is a predicted model, not a curated record.
CCCCGGCGGGGUGGGGUGGGGGCAGGCAGCGGGACAGCAGCCGCCCGGCGGUGCCGGCCGUGCCCCAGCGCCGCCCGCCGCGGCACCUGGCCGCCCUGCGGAGCCGCGGCCCGGCUCCGCGCUCCCGGCGCCCUCGCCAGCAGUUCCCGGCGGGGGAGACGAGGAGUGAAAAAAAAAAAAAACCCCAAGCGCCCGCGCCGGCGGGAGGAAGGACGGACAGGGCGAUCGGUAGCGCGAGGAUGAAGCCGUGACGGGGAAGGACAGUUUCUCUGGGAUCAACAAGUGGGAACUCCUGCACGCCUCGUCCGUCCCCUCCCUUCCCCGCGCCCGCCUGCAGCCUGUGACAAACUUGUUGCUGCAAAGUUGUCCCCAUCUACAGACGGCGGCUCCUGCGCGCUGGAAGGACACAGCGGGAACUCGCACCCGCCCGGCGAUGGUGCCCCGGGCGCGCACCGCCCGGGCCCUCUGCGCCCUGCAAGCGCUGCUGCUGCUGGCGCCAGGUCUUGCUGAGAAAGAACUUUUUGAGAAACCAACACUGAGCAUUGCAAAAGACCACAUUGUACUUUCUCCAGGAGACGUCCUAAAAGUAAAAUGCAGGGGAGCACCUUCUGUAAGCUGGCUUUUGAGAGAGGAGCAGAAAGAAGACCCCAGGAUACACAUAAAUAAUUGCCGCAAUAACACAAGGCAAAGCUGCAGCAUGCUUGUCAUGAGGAAGGUCACAGCAAAUGACACUGGUUACUUCAUCUGCGUUCAUGACAAUUUCCCAUCUAACGAGGAUCUCAUGGCCAAAAUUUAUGUGUUUGUUAAAGACUACAAAAAUCCAUUUGUGAAGAUUUACCCAGAACAUCCUGAUAUAAUCUACAUUUUAGAUGCUAAGAAACCGGUGGUUGUCCCCUGCCGAGUUACCUCUCCAGAUAUCCAACCCAAGCUUCUACAGUAUCCUUCUUCUGUAGAGAUCAACUUCAAGAAGGUGACGUGGGACCCAACAAGAGGAUUUAUCAUCCCCUCUCAUUCUUUCGUUUACUCUGAAAUGCUCAAAUGCACUGCAAAUGUCAAUGGAAGUGUGUUCACAUCCUAUUACCUAAUACAGAGAUUGGAGGGCAGAAUACAGAACUUGGCUCUGAAAGCAACUCCCAAAAAGCUGCUGAUUGGAGAUACUCUCUAUUUGGACUGCAGAGCAGAAACCUUCAUCAAUGGGCGAAUUGAAUUCAUAUGGACGUGUCCUAAUGGGAGACACCCUUAUCCUAAGAGAACGAUAGACAAAAGUGGCAUGGUGUAUAAAGUUGGCAGUAGCCUGAUAAUUGAAAAUGUCACCAUGGAAGAUGGAGGCCUGUACGUAUGCAGAACAUUCAAUGUAACAAGGCUGGAAGCCAACGUCACGGUUACGGUGUAUGAUAAACCUUUCCUUACGGUUUCACAUAAGAAAGGGCCCUACUAUGAGAUUAUAUCAGGACACAAGUCAUUGAAACUGGCUGCAAAGGUGGAUGCCUUUCCACGUCCAAGUGUUACCUGGUACAAAGAUGGCAAACUGAUCAAGGAUAACCACACUUGUUAUGAGCCAGAUCCAGUGAGGUACAGACUGGGCAUAAGAGAUGUGAGACCCAGGCAUGCUGGAAACUACACCAUCGUCUUGAGGAAUGCAAAAUACGGCCUGUACAAGAACCUCACCAUGCAGCUGGUAGUGACAGAGAGACCCAAAAUCUAUGAAAAGGAGACUGAUUUUGAUAAGACUGAGCGGGUGGAAUUAAGAAGCAAACACAAAAUCCAGUGCACCGUAAGCGGGAAUCCUGACCCAAAGAUCGAGUGGCAGUGGCAGCCCUGCAGCCUCACGGAGACAGUAUGCAACCCUCGUGGGCCAAGAAUUGUGGUUGAGGAGAACAUGUAUAUAGGCAACAAGAUUGGGAGCAUUGAAAACAUAAGCAUGAAGCAUGGGGAUAAAAGGAAGAUUGUGAGCACACUAACUGUGGAAAACAGCAGUGCAUCAGGAAUCUAUUACUGCGUGGCUUCAAACAAGGUUGACACAGAAGAGAGGAGCAUUGAGUUCUACGUUUCAGAUGUACCCUUUGGUCUGCAAACAGACCCAAAGAUUACAACUAUUGUGGGCAAUGACGUUCAGCUGACCUGCAGGGCCUCCAAGUACAUCUACAGUAACCUGGCCUGGUACUACCCCUCCUCAGAGGUGGCUCGCAGUGACUCAAUGAUCAAGAAGAUUGACAACUACUCCAUUUCUUUGACAUUGGUCAUCAAUAACAUCACAGAGGACUACGGCGGCCUCUACAAGUGCGGAGCGCAAAACCAGCACAAUACCACCGACACGCUCGAGCAGCACACUCAGCUCCUUGUCAGAGCAAAGGCCGCACCAUAUAUUAUACAAAACCUCACAGAUCUGGAGGUUAACAUCAGUGGCAAAAUCAUUCUGGAGUGCAGAGUCGGUGGAACGCCAGAGCCUCAGAUUACAUGGAGGAAAAAUGGCUAUCCCAUUUCAGCAGCAUCAGGAAUUUCCAUGGAAAAUAAUACCCUGGUCAUCGAGCGAGUGAAAAAGGAUGACGAAGGGCUCUAUGAAUGCAAGGCAUCCAACGACAUGGGCCAAGAAAGCACAUCAGCCUUUAUCAAAAUACAAGGUUCUGAGGAGAAAUCCAACAUUGAAGUUAUCAUUUUGGUCUGCACUGGCCUAGCAGCUACCCUCUUCUGGCUUCUUCUGACCCUUUUCAUUCGGAAACUGAGAAAACCUGAUGCCACAGAUAUUAAAACAGGAUACCUGUCAAUUAUAAUGGAUCCAGAGGAAAUGCCUCUUGAUGAGCAGUGUGACCGUCUUCCCUAUGACAGUAGUAAAUGGGAGUUCCCAAGAGACAGACUGCGGCUGGGUAAAACACUGGGUCACGGUGCUUUUGGGAAGGUGGUGGAAGCGUCUGCUUUUGGCAUUGAUAAAUCUUCAACCUGCAAAACAGUUGCUGUUAAAAUGCUUAAAGAAUGUGCAACUACUAAUGAGUGCAAAGCUUUAAUGUCUGAGCUGAAGAUCCUCAUCCAUAUAGGACAUCAUCUGAAUGUAGUCAACCUGCUGGGAGCCUGCACCAAAGCUGGAGGUCCUUUGAUGGUCAUAGUAGAAUACUGCAAAUAUGGAAAUCUGUCCAAUUAUCUAAGAGGAAAACGAGGAGAUUUCAUUGCAUACAAGCCCCAGGAAAAUUCUGACCAAGCAGAGAAAAGUCUUGACGAGUCGAACAGUGAUUUAACCGAACUGAUCAAGAGGCGCCUUGAGAGUGUAGCCAGCACAGGAAGCUCUGCCAGCUCAGGAUUCAUUGAAGAUAAGAGUUACAGUGACUCAGAAGAAGAUGAAGAAGAUGCUGAGGAUUUGUACAAGCGGCCCCUGACUUUGGAGGAUCUGAUCUGUUAUAGCUUCCAAGUGGCAAAAGGCAUGGAGUUUCUCGCCUCCAGAAAAUGCAUUCAUCGGGAUCUGGCGGCAAGGAACAUCCUUCUGUCAGAAAACAACGUGGUGAAGAUCUGUGACUUUGGACUAGCCAGGGAUAUUUACAAAGACCCUGACUACGUACGGAAGGGAGAUGCGAGACUUCCACUGAAAUGGAUGGCUCCAGAGGCUAUUUUUGAUAAGAUUUACACAACGCAGAGCGACGUAUGGUCUUUUGGAGUGCUGCUGUGGGAAAUAUUUUCUCUAGGUGCCUCACCAUAUCCUGGAGUGCAGAUAGAUGAAGACUUUUGCCGCCGGCUCAAAGAAGGAACUCGAAUGAGAUCUCCAGAGUACUCCACUCCAGAAGUCUACCAAACGAUGCUGGACUGCUGGCAUGGAGUACCCACAGAAAGGCCUACCUUCACAGAGCUUGUGGAGCGUUUAGGAGAUCUUCUUCAGGCAAAUGUACAGCAGGAUGGUAAAGACUAUAUUCCACUGAACAUCACAUUGUGUCCUGAUGGAGAAUCUAACUCCAAAACUGGCCCAGUGGAAGAAAAUUUGAACUGUGUGAACCGCUGGAGUGCAGUGGAAACCGGUAACAACAGCAAGAAGCGACCACUGAGUGUGAAGACAUUUGACGAGGUGCCAGUGGAAAAGGAGAAAGUGAUACAUGAGGAGUCAGAUAGCGGGAUGGUGUUGACUUCUGAUGAGAUAAAAUGCUCAAAGAGGCUGGAAAUCCGUUCUUGGCCCUACGGAAUCAUGGCUCUAGCGCGGAGAGCUGUUAGCAAGAGCAAAGAAUCCAUAUUAUCCGACCAUGAGCGCGAGGCUGUCAAAUACCAGCCAGCAGUACAGGUUGAAGAGGACACCAUGGACUUCACACUGGAAGACUCUGUUCUCCUUCCUAUGGAUCCAAACCUGGAAUGCCACAGCCCACCUCCAGAUUACAACUCCGUCAUUCACUACUCUGCUCCUCCGGUGUAAUCAGCCCAAGUUGAUUCGAGGCCCCUUGCGCCUCUCUUAAUUCUCAUAUGCCUCCAUGCCUGGGGAAAGAGGCUGGGUAGAACGAGAAGGGAAAUCUGACCGCACACUGGUUCACCUUUUUCUUCUGGCACGUCUCUGAUGUGAAUGGAAACUCUUUAGGAGCACCCAUCUUGCUACCUUUAAAGGCCUGUUGCCACAUAUGCGGUAAAUUAAAAAUCUGUCUAUCAGAAUCAUAAAUAGGAGCUGCAACCCAGAACUGCUCCCACUCCUUCUUCCCCUAACUGGGACUGUUCAUUGGCACUUGCAGAUUUGCCAGGUCCUUCAUUCACUUUUUACUCUGUGUGAGUCACCAAGAAUCACAUCAAGCUAGUUUGGAAGCAGUAAAAGAUGCUGAAAAGGAUCAGUUGAAAACAACAGCCAUAUACUCUAACAUUUUGUUUUUGGAGAAAAUCCAAAAUUACAACAUUUUUCUUGGAUCUUGGGAUCUCAUCUUCACUAAAUGGUUUUGAAAUACCCAAAAUAUUUUUGUUACAAUUUGCAAUAUAUUCUCCCUGCCUACAGGACCCAUUCUUAAAAUGACAUAGCACGCACAAAGCAGAUAGCACUCAUGUAUCAAGGCAUAGGCUGGUCUCUUAGGCUUUCAGGGCAUACAGUGUGACUAAAUCUGUUUCCCUGUGUUUUCUCCUUGUCAAAACAGCAAUUUAUUUUAAGAUGCAAUGCAAGAGGGAACCUUGAUUGAGAUGCAUCUUUAAUGAUUGCAAGGCAUCAUCAGUGCCUUAAAUAUGAACCUGUUAAGCUUAAAUAGAAUUUCCCAGCACACAUGGACAUACUUAUGUGAGUGUGCAUACAGCACCCUUUAACAACAAAGUUAAACAUAUAAAUGCGCAUACACUUUUGAGGUGCCAGCAGUGUAGCAGCAAUUUUGUGUUUCCUUUCUGGAGACAGAUUUUUUUAAAGAAUAAAGAAAAAAAGCACUUCCUCUGGAUUCCAUCACAGAUGCCACACAGUUUGAUCUUGGGAAUACUAGUCCAUGCUAAACUGUGAGCAUAUGUGAUACAUAUUUGUCCCUGACUGUCUCGCCAAGGUAAAUACUGGUAGGAAAUGAAAUGCCCUCUGCACUGAAGCCCUUCAUGGUUAAGUCAAAACUUUUUUUUCCCCAUUCUAAUCAUGCAGGCUGAAUGGAUCAAAAAUCCUCACAUUUGAGAAAUUCAAGCUGUGUUACCCCAGCACCCAAAAGCUCUGUGUGGAAGGGACUCUGGCCUGCAAGUAGGCAUACGCAGGUCCCAUGCACACCCCUGUCUUUCUCACAGCAGUUUCACAAGUAAGCAAAUAAUUCUUGUCAUAUAAUAUGCUAUGAAAUAAUCAGAGCUGACUUUAGAAAACUAGAAGGGAUAAAGUAUCUAGGUUCCCAAGCCUAAAAAGCAAGGAUGAGGAAGAUGUUCAUUGACAGUCAAGCUUAUAACCUGCUAAAUUGUAAACCUCAGUCUGUAUAUAAACUUCUCUCUGUGCACAGUUCCUUCCAAGGUCUGCACAACCCUUUCCUUUUGUUCUUUGGCUUGACACUCUGAUUUGACUUCUUCAGAGAGAAGGAAUUUUUCUUCAGGACUACAGGCUAAAGGAAGAAAAAAAUAAAAUCCAACACCUGCAAAACAAUCAUUUUACCUUGGUGAAGACAGUCUAAAUGUUCUUGCGGCAGCAAAGAAAACAUUUCUGCAUGAUCAGUUAGAGUUGGUUACAUUGCAAUAAACAUGAAAAAAGCCUCAGGUAUUACCAAAGGGGAGGACAAAACUCCAACCCCCAUACCACGUUAACUGUGAAUGCUAAAGCAUUUGAAGAAAGGGCUCUUGGGGACUGCACUUCUGGUUCCCCUCAGCUCCAGAGCUGACCCAUUAAAGAAAUCAUCUGCAGGAACUCAAGAGCCCCUCCUUUAUAGUGGACCUGCUAAAAAGUUGUGGUCUGUAGUUGCUUUAUGGUCAUUUUUGCACUUCUUUGUAUUUUAGUACCUAUGUAUUAACUAGAGCUGGUCAUAUAACAGAAGAAACUACUGGAAAAAAAAUCAUCUAAUGAGCACAGUAAGCUCAUAAUACCAGUUUUUCAUCAAAUAGGAAAUUAACUAUCUGUAGAUCUCAUCAAAUAGUGAAUCAUUUCUUUUGGAAAUAAUUUAUUCGUAUAGCAAAAUGUAAAAAAAAUGUGCAUACGGUUUGUCUGGCUGUACUGUUAAAGGCAUCAGUAUGAGGUGGUUUGUUAUUGUGUCUUGCUCUGUAGCUUACGAAAGCAACAGUGUGUAAAACCUUUGCUUUUAAACUUUAUAAGAACAUAUAGGGAAAAAAAACUGCAAGUAUGCUCUCUAUUUUGGAAAAGAAUGGGAAACACUGCUGUGUGAACUGUGUGCUUCCAAGAGAGUCGAGUAUAUUUUCUUCCCUGUUUAUCAAGGACAAAAUGUAGAUGUUUCUCUGAAGUCAGAGGAACAUGCAGGGUGUUUCCGGAGCGGGACCUGAGAGGGCACUCCAGCCCGAUCGGCCUUCCCCACAUCGCGCGAGACGACCUGAAAACACAGCGCAGGCUCACGUGCUCGAGACACGUUUUAAAACACUGGCUGCGUUGACCGUCCCCAGAGAGCUGGGGGCUCCUCUGCAGCGGCAGAAUCAACGGCCGUCUCAAGCGGUAUCGAUGGCCGUUCCUUCAGACCGCACGGAUACCCUCCAGCCUGUAAAGCUGGCUGUCAGAUGUUCUGCAAAUGGCAAGUGACUGAUGGUUGGGCAGCUGUGUUUCCCACAUUUAUUCCGAGUGGAAGGUUUUUCCUACUUACGGUCAAUGCAACAAGCAGAAAUAUUGCCUGAAAAGUAUUAUUGAACAUAUGUCUUCUAUUUUAUUUACUAAUAUUUUGUUCGUCCUUUUCUCUCCUCCCUUAAUUUAAUUAUUGUUCUUUUCUUACAAUGAUGUAUAUAGUUUACCCAGUAGACACAAAUAUAGCAAUUCAUUUAUGUGGUAAUAUUUGUAACAUUUUAGUCAAAUGAGAAGGAGAUACCUUCAUAUAACGGAUUUAAGUAUCUUUACUAAACAUUUCACUAAUGCUUGCAGGCCAGGCUCCAGUUUACAGUACCUACUAGUGCCAUUUCGUAGCAAUUCUCCUUUUGGCUGGAAGUAUCUCUGGCUCUCACUUAUUCCCAGUUGUUAUUUAGCUUCAGAUAGGAAACAGGGAUCUAGAGGAAUUGGCAGGUUUAUCUCAUUCCUGGGAGUGUCGCCAUGCAGCUCAAGGUGAAGGAGAGGAAUUUACUGCCUCUGUUUUAACUCAAGACUGGUCUAUUGGCUAGAGAAGGGGCCAAACUGCUUAAGUGAUGUAACGUUUGAUUACCGUUUUCUCAGACUUCUCAGGGAUUCCUGUUUGACUCCUGUCAGCCACCUGCUUUUUCUAAUAUUAGUGAGCUCAGUGAUAUCUGAUAUUAGCAAGUACCUUUUUCUUCUGUAAUAGUGCUGCUUUCUACUGCUCACUUCUCUUGCAACCCCAGAGAAUUAGAGCAAAGGGACUCAGCACUUAUCAAAGUGUUGUCUUCUCCCCAGCAGUCACCUGCCCUCUAGGAGUCCAAGCGAGGAUAAGGUGCCUUCCCUUGCAUGCUACUGUUCAGGCUGGUGUUUACGACAGCCUGGUUUCCUACCUCCUCUUUUCUCUACUUUUCAUAUAUUUCUUGAUACUUGAUGUUCUUCACAGUCCCUCCAAUUGGUUUUCUCUGCCUUUUGACCAAGAGCAGCUAUAGAGCUAGCUUCACCCUGCUAUUUCCUCUGUUCUGUUCUUGCGGAGGCUGAAUUAGAUAAUCUAAAGUAAGCUUUUUUCACUUUAAAAAUGUUUCUAAUAUAAGCAAUGGAAACUAGUUUAUAUUGCUUUGUCUGGAAGCCUCUCUAUAUCCUUCCCUGAUCAAGAGAAGUUUCCUUCUCUUCUGUUAUUUCUGUAUUUGAUACCUGGGGCAAGUCAAAGGUUGCUGUGUAUCUAUCUGAAUCUCAUCUUUCUCUUAGUCCUUUCUCAAACAAUUUGGUUUCUCUUUAGUUCUUUCAAGUUAUCCUCAUCCUUACCAGGAUGCUAGGUCCACACUAUCUGCCCAGGAUAUCAAGGAAGGUCAGAUAAAAUUAUAAAGCCUUUCUGAAUAAUAGUCUCAAACAAAACCACUGAAAUUUGAACUACAUUUAAGGCUGCCUGCUGGUAUAAACUGCUGUGCUUCACACUAAGAUGAACACUGCUCUCCAGUUUGCUUGGCAGUUAUCUAGAAUAAUGUCAAGUAAGUCCAGGCACUUUACUCCUUAUAUUUAGGCUCUUGUAUACUGUAGGAAUGUCCACUGGCAUUUAAGCCUGUAACUGGCCAGCCAACACCUUAUUACUCAUCUUCUCAGUGACCGUUCACACUGAACGCUGGCACUGCCUUAUCAUGUCCUAUCUCGCUCUACCAGUUUCAUACAGCCCCAUUCCAGCUGUAAGGACAACACCAGGAAACAACCCGCUGCAGGGAAACAUCACUAGCUAGUAGCUCCAUAGCAAGGUAAAGCACUGCAGGGUUUUUCCUGAACACAGGAGCUAGCCAGGAUCAGCAUCACAUUCAAAACUCAGUUUGUUUGGGUUUUUUCUUAUGAUAAAGUGGAUGGAAAAUACAGAAGGUACCAAUAUUUCCUUAGUCCCUCCCUACAAGUAGUAAUGGCCAAACCCUGGGAUCUAUAUUCCUGUUUUCACACUACCCAUAAAAAAAACAAAGGAAUUUUGCCUAUGUAAUGACACCAGUACCAUCUUAUGCAAGUAAAAUUCAGGGAAGCCUUCCAGAUUUUUGACCCUAUCACGAACUGGUCAGAGAGUGUCUAGAAUGUAAGUGUUUAGCCCAAGCACUGGCUUGUUUGUUUGAUGUAUGUGUGUUUCCAAAAUAUGUUAACACAGAAAAAGAAAACUUGCUAGAUUGAGUCGUUUGGGACCCCAAGCAAAUAUGAUGCCAGAAGGGCCAUGGUUACAGGAAGACUAACGUGGAAUGUAGUGAGCAGCGUCCCAUUGUCCUGCCUUAAAAUCCUGUUUCUCAGCAGCCAGCACAUCCUUAUUACUCACUUCAGUUUUCCUUAGACAUCGAGCUGUCAAAGCAGCUAAUGAAAACUGGGAAAACCCAAUAACCAGGGACUUAAAUAAAAUAAACUAAGUGCCACGUAAUACUCAAAACACUAUGGAAUGUUUGUCUGCCCUGUUCCUGUCUGUCUGAAGAAUGUAUGCACUGAAAACUCUGCUUUCUUAUGUAGUCAAAAAUUGUAUUGUAUCUAUUAACCCCAAAAUAAAAAGAUUCUAUAUUUAUACA